Molecule: messenger RNA, 6635 nt
Organism: Biomphalaria glabrata
Lineage: Eukaryota; Metazoa; Mollusca; Gastropoda; Planorbidae
Exons: 6
Coding region: 450-2072 (540 amino acids)
Source: RefSeq, a predicted model, not a curated record
GCAGACGAGCUACCAAACAAAACUACAUCAAAAGACUUUUAGGUGACAUCACAGUCCGUAUGUUUGUCCGUGCUGGCUCGAGACCGUGUCUUGGUGUGUGCCAGUGGACAUCACAACCACUGUCUCUCUCUCGUUCUCACUUUUUUUUCUGUAAGAGUCCUCUCUCUUUUUAUAGAUUUAGUAAGAGUUCUCUCUCUUUGAAAGUUGUCUUUAGCCUUUUUUUCGUAAUUCAAGUUGUGGGAAAGUAACGAAAGGGAGGGGGGUCGUAUGAAGGGGGGAAAAUGUGGUAGCGAUGGAGGAAGGCGCCCCAGGAAACAGGGACUCGGUCACACUUGACCGUUACUCGCCCAGCCCGUCAGUUGUGAUGGACGGCGUGUUUUCCUUACUCGCUCCCUACCAGAAGAUUUAAUUUCUGACCAUCGGCUGGACAACACAACUGAAAUGUAGCCAUGUGUGACAAUCUGCCGGCCACGGAGGACCCACCAGAGAACUAUUUCAUUGACAAUGCUCUCAGAAAUGUCGGGCAAAUAGUCACAGUGUACUGCAAGAACACGACAGUGGCUGUUCUCAAGUGUUUGCCUGACUUGAAGUGGAAUGCUACAGUCCCGGCUUGUCCGUCGUCCAACCAAACCAAGGACAGUUUGUCUGAGAUGCUCAUUAUUGUUUGGGUUGUUGGCGCCAUUUUGCUUUUGGCUCUUAUUAUUCUCAUCGUUAUUAUAGUGCGGUCAAGGUCGAAAAAUGGAUGCAGACCCAGAAGUCCCACUUCGUCUCCUUCGUCCAUUUUUCACAUAACCAGUCACAGACGUGAGGGGGGAGACAAUCCAGCAUUUUCAAGGGCGGAUGAAAGAUGUGGAGAGUGGUCUUUUCACAGAGCAGCAGAUCUGCGCGAUUCUACAAGGCUACCAAGCUAUCAAGAGGCCAUCUUAAAUCAUUACAUUACAGUUCCAGCCAGAGCUGGAAAUUUGAAUCCUGACAGAUCUAAUUUCAACAGAGCUAGUGCACCACCUAGUUACAGAACUAGCCAGCACCACAACCAACCCAUCAAUGCCUCAGAAAACAGGUCUGCUGAUUCCACAGCCCAGAGUGAAAACAGAAAUACCCCUGUUGAUCCUCCUGCAGAAAAUCCAAACAACACCAAUUCAACAAAUGCUCAGACGGAUACAGUACAAGCAAACCGAUAUGCAGAGAAUUAUCCUCAGUGCUUUUUUGAAGAGGAGCCUCCACCACCUUACACCCCUGGCCCAUCUAACACUAAUAUGUACAGAUCACCAUCUCGGCAAUCUCAUCCUCAAAGGGGUGGCUUCACUAGGCGAAACUUGCUUGGAGCAGGAGCCAGAUCCCGGUUGCCACCAAGACGAGAUACAAACCAAAGAACCAAUGCUGGAGUAAAUGUGCAAGAGAGAAACACACAAGCCAACCAUGAAGCUACACAGACUUUGCAUAAUGUACCUUAUGACACAAUGGCCACACUGGCUGUUCCAAACCGGCGGCAAAGCAUCCACACAAACUCCUCUAGUGUCAAUAGUGUAAGUGCCAACCCCGUGACAUCUCAGGGUUCCAAGACUGAUAUUGUUAACUGCUCAGUACCCUCAUCAUUAGCUGCUGAACGGACUUCAAACACUGUAGAUAACGGUAAUUCCAAUCGGCAUGAGCAGUGUUCUAGAUCCAUAGUUGAAAAUAACAGUGGUCAAAGUCAGCAUGAACCUCUUUAUGUUAUGAGAAGUACAAAACCGUCAUCUGAGGGCUAUAACUUUUAUCCAGCUCAUUCAUCAUUAACUUUACCUUCUCACCCUUACGCUGCUGAAUCUCACCCAAUCGGCACUUCAACUCCAAUACAUCAGUCACCAGCCGUGGCCAGGAGAUUCGUACCUGACGACCGUCCAUCACCUUUACCCAUUCCACGUCAAUUUCACCCAACAGGGUAUAACUCUCAACCAGAACAAUAUAUUUUUUACAUGGGUUCUUCUUCAACAAAUGGUGUGCUACAACCUGCUUCACAAAACUGCCCAUAUCCAGCACAGAUUAGGAACCAUUCUGCACCUUUAGCACGGCUAGAAGUGGAAUAUUUUUAAUUGGAGAAAUGCUCAAAUAAAAAACUGCAAGCCAAAGCCAGAUACCAGUUUAUUUCUUAAUUUGUGGACAUUUAUAUUGUGGAGUAUAAUGAGAACAGGCGGAUAUGCAUCUACAAGUCCUCAUCAUUUUCAUAUCUACUUAGGAAAACAACAUGGAGCAAAUGAAAGGCUAAAUAGAUAUUUGCCUUUCAUUUAGGAAUCAAAAUAAAUAAUAAAUCUAAACAAAAGUUCAUUUUCCAUUUGUAAAUAUAUUCUGCAAUGUAUAUAAAUAAGUGGCUACACACCAAUGUACAUUAAUUAGUAUUAUCACUAUUUCAUAUGAAAAUCAUUUUAUUGUAUUGUAUACACACAAAGUUUUAACAGUAUAACAUUGGCAUAGUAAGACACUUAGCCUUAAUGGUAACAUGUUUUUAUGCUGGCUGAGAUAUGCCCAGUUAUCUGACAAUGUAUUGGUUAAUUAAAUCUUAUUGUCUUUUUAAUUCAUGCAUAAUUACAAAGUAUAUUAGUGAAAUGUGAAAACACAAGAAGUAGUCUUGUCAAUGACCAGCACAGAUUGAAUACUUUCCCAUUGUAAUCAAGUUAAUUAUAUUUGUUAUUUUAUGUACUUGUACACUAUCAAUAAUAUCACAAGCCUGCGCACUUUAAUACUUCAUACCUUUGUAUAGCUCACAAUAUUAGUCUAAGUUUGUAUUAUACAUAAUCCUAUUAUCUCUACAUUUGAUGCAGUAUUAAAUUUAUUUGGCUGUGUGCUAACAAUCAAAAGACAUGUACAUAUAUUAAAAGAAAAGCUUGACCAAAGUUGUUGUUUUUUUAAUGCUCUUACUAUAUUGUGUUCAUUACUUGGACAUUCAAAGUAUUGUGUAAUCAUUUUUUUUACAACAAACGUAUUGGUGGCAUUAAAUUCUCAUGUACUUGUGCAACUUAUUUUGCUAAAUUUCUUCUUUCAAUUUUUUUGACAUUUUACAACCUACACAGCAUUGUUUUUGUAUGAUAUUUUUUAAAACCUUUAUUUCUUAAUGUUGUAAGAUGUUUUGGUUUUAAUGUGAACUAUUUUUUUAACUUAUUUCAUGUCACUUUAGAAUCUCCUCUAAUACUAGGGUUGAUAUUUCUAUCUACAAUGAAAAUAGAUGAGGCUGGCCAGAGCAGCCUUUGUAAAUGGCACAAAACCAUCUCAGGGACAAACAACAGUAAUUAGAUCAUUACUCGUCUUGACUAUCUAUAAUUUAAUUUUAGAAAUAGAUAAAUGACAGGAACAAAAACAAUAUAAUGUAGAUGCCAAACUAAUAGUUGUUUUUAUCAAUAGAGAGUUAAGAUGUCUUAAAUAAAAAUCUGGUGUAUGUACAUGGCAUUAUCGUAUGUAAAAGACUGCAUAACAAAGUUUCCUAGCCUAUACAUAAAUGGAUCAUAGUUUGCCUAUAUGUCAUGGACCUUGGCAAGAUCUAUUUUUUUAAAAAUCCAGCUCUAUAAUAUGUUUAGCAGCAAUUCUGUCAUAUGAAUUGUUGGAGAAAAUACCAUACCUAAACAGCUCCAAGAUUUUUCAAGGCAUACUUCUGAAGCCUUAUCACCACAAGGCUUCACAAGAUGGAAUAUCCAUUUUAAAGAUGAAUCACUUUACUAGACUUAUCAUGGAGAUUGUCACAGUUUUGGAGAUGCUAGGUAUAUGUCUUCACCCUUUCAUCUGUCAGUAGAAACAGUUUGUCAGGCCAGAUGCUGGAUGUGCUAGUUAAGAGGCUAUUUGUGAUGCAGGUAUUUUAUAUGCAAUGGGCGCUUAUUCCUAUUGAAACCCCUGCUUUGAGAAUAUAUGAAACUAAAUCUGGCGUAGCUAUUUGUGAAAACUUGUAAUAAAAGACUCCAAGCUUAUGAAGCUCUUCAAAAUCGACAAUAGCAGCUGGGAAAAAGUAGCACUGGAUAUAUCCACAUGGAGAGAGAGCAUAAAGAAAGUGUUUCGGAUUGCAGAUGCCAUACACAAUAAAAGCAGAAAGAAUGGUGAAAAUGCAAUGGUGCCUGGUGAUUACAUAUGCCCAACCUGUAUCAAGGAUUGGCCUCUUUAGUCACACAAGAAGUUGCAAAGGGAAAUAUCAUCUCUUGAGACAUAAAAUGCCACAGAUUUGUGAAUCAUAUAAAAUAAAAUGAUUAACUAAGUUUAUCCCCUAAGUAUUGUAAAAAAAAAAAACAUUUAGAUAUAAAGAGUCAUGUAAUUUUGAUAUGAUUUCAUUCAUGUAGUGGCUUAAGACAUUGUACUAAUUUUUUUUAUUGUAAUUUUAUUUAUAUGCCAAUUUGUAUUGUGGCUAACCAUUUCAGUUUUCAGUGGAAUUUGGUGUCAACCCGUGUAUUGUAUUCAGGAAAUGAUUCUACCACACAGUAUUACCAAAGUGUACAUAGCUUUGUAGUCUUCAAUGUGCAAUCUGUAGCUCCUUUAUUUAUUUGUAUAUCAUCCCUUUUGUUUUCUUUGCAUGCCUCUCCAUUAUGUGUACAAGAAGGAAUUAGCAAUAGUUCAAGCUUGAUAAGUCCUUAAGGCUUGAGAAUUUCUAACAAACACUUUAAUACAAAAAAAAACCCUAGAUAAAUGGAAAGAAUCAUUUAAAGUGUAAUGAACGGAAUUUUUUUUCAAAUAAACCAAAUAAAACUUCUUUUUAAAUUUGUGGAUAUAAAAAGUGUGUACGCCAAUAUAUAUAAAACCUGGUAUGUUUGCUGAUUGUCUACAUUGCAAAGAACUUGUUCCAAAAGUAAUAGUAGGUAUUCAAAAAUCACCUGAAAAUAAAAACACACUGAAAACUACAUUUUAAAGUUUUUAAAUUAGUAAAAAUCAAUAAGGCUAUAAAAAAAAAAAUAACUCCACAGUUGUUUGAUCUGAGCAUUAAAGUUUUUAUAAGAAUUCUAAGAAACUCAUAUUUUCAAGCUUAUGUUGAUGUAAUGCAGCUAUAUUUGUAUGUGCUUCCACAGUAGUUUCUUCAUGUAUUUAGAUGGCAUCUCCUUUUAUGUCAUUAAUAUUUACACUUUACUUCUUAUAUAUAUAUAUAUGUUGGAAGCGUGGUCGAGAGGCUUGAACUUGGCUUGGCUACCUAUGAAGGGGGCUCGAGGUUUGACACCAGACUCUAGCAGAGUUAUGUUUACUGAGCGCCUAAAGGCAGCACGGAAAAACCUUCUCCCAGAUACCCCCUCCCCUCGCUGGUCCAAAAAUGAGAUUGGACCAUAGCACUCUGAGCAUGCUAUUAGCAUGAAAGUAGCGCUAUAUAAAAGCUUAAAAAUGUCUUUAUAUAUAUAUAUAUAUUUGAACCCCAAUAUUUACCAAAAAGAUAAGUGUAGACAAAAUAGCUGAAAUGUUACAUUUAUUAGUACCUGAUUGAAAUACUCAUUUUCAACAGUUUUUACAACUGUAGGUUGUACAUUUUGCAAUUAUUUUUGUGUGUUGUUGUUUUUUUUCCCCAUUUUUUUUCAUGCCUAUAAUAAAUAUCUAUAUGCUUCAUCAUUCAUGUAUUUUAUUUAAUGCACUCAUUUGUCAACUUCUAAUACAUCAGCGGUUCACAUAUCACUUGGCCAAAGUUGUGCCACUGGCUUACUUAUAAGAAUGAAUAAAUAGCCCUUGUGGUCUGCUAGAGAAAUGUUUUGAGAACCCUUGUAUUAGAUAGUUUCCUUUCAAUUUGUACGUUUGAUGUCUUUUGUGUUUAUAAAUGGGUCUGAAACAAUAUCCUUCAAUUAUUUCCAGAGAAAAUCAACAUCAAUAUGUCUUCCUGUAUGUACAAAAAUCCCUGGUCAUAUGUUGUCAAGUGUAUGUGUUGUUUGCAAUAUGUAGGGCUUCUGAAACCUGAUUUGUUUUCAUUUGUUCCAUUUAUUUUUUAUUCGUUUGCACUACAUUUUUCAAAAGUUAUGUAUAUUUUAAAAUCUGUUUUUAAACUAAUAUAAAUAUGCUUAGCCUGAAACAAUGGACUAUUAAUCAAAUCUUCAUAAUUGUCUUAAUGUUUUCCAUUCAUUUUAAAUGAUGUACUGGACAGUAGUAAAGAAUGUUAAGAAUAAUUUGUUAACUCUUUCUCUCCGUAAUUAUUUACCACAUUCUGUUGGAAUCAACGCUGGUAUCGUCAGUUAGGAGAGAAAGAGUUAAGACAGCAAAUCUUUUUAAUUUUGUCUUAACUUAAUGGUUCUGGUGAAUAUCUUAUUCUAACAUUACUGGACAUCACCAUAAAGAUUACUAAGCUAGAACUUUUUUUUUGUUGUUAAAUACCAUUAGGUUUCAGAAGCCAUGUAUGUAGAUAAUGUACUAUUUUAUUUUCAAUAGUCUCACACAAAUACCAAAUAUAUAAUUACUAUACAAUACUGAUGAGAAUCCAGACUUGUGUAUGCUUUAGCCCACAUUAAAAGGCAUUCCUCAUAGUUUGCAAUUCUGUGCUGAUGACAUAUUUUAUGACAAUAGACUGGUUAUCUGGCAGAGGUUGGUUAGUUGUAGAGCCAUGGGUGCCAAUACUUUGUGCAAUAUAUCACUACAUUUUUUGCUAAAAUGUCAGAUUUGCAUAUAUAUGUAUACAAAGAUUAUAUUACAAAGUAUGUGCAAUAAAACUGAAGACUUCA